Ictidomys tridecemlineatus (thirteen-lined ground squirrel) is the source of this 2295-nucleotide messenger RNA. Lineage: Eukaryota; Metazoa; Chordata; Mammalia; Rodentia; Sciuridae. The record is from RefSeq and is a predicted model, not a curated record.
AUGGGCAAGUGAGGACCUCCCCAUCCAACCACCCAGCCUAGGCUUCUUCCGUUCCUUUCUCCCUUCAUCAUUCCAUCAAAUUCUGCUGGUAUUUGAGGUCCCCAAGAGGGCACUAUGGGGGAACACAGAUGUGCAACACAACGAUCCAGAGGAAAUGGCCUCACUGGGGAAGCAGCAACAUCACACAGAGAAGGUUAGCUAUAAGAAAGGAGUGUAAGAGGGAAGAAGAAGAGAGGAAGGAGCCAGACAGGAGUUGAGCCUGCAGAAAGUGGUCCUCCUUUUCUGACAGUGGAAUUCUGACAGUGAGGCUCUCAGAUGUUGCUUCCCCCUAGUGGUAGCCAGUUGCCCUACAACUCAGACCAUGUGAUUUCUGGGAAAAGGACCUCCCAGGAGGAAAUAGAAACUUAGAGGGUGGGGACUGCAGAGACGGGUGGAGAAAUCAGACUGCUUAGGCUCAAGCAGAGUUUAGGCUUUCCGAUCUCUGAGGCACAGCAAUUCAGGUAAGAGCAGACAAGAUGGAUUUUUUUUCCUGGGAUCUGGAGCUAGUAGGGGUUGGUGGCUCCUGGGACGCUUCUGCCAGGCAGAGAGAGAAAAGCCUGAGAGUCAGUAGGAGGUUUGGCCUGAGUGAAAAACUGAUAAGGGCCAGUACCCUAGGCCCCUGUAGGCAAGGGCCAUAGAAAAACUCAUUUGUCUAUGGAGGAAGGUUCUUGGCCCAACCUCAGAUUACCCUGUUUAUUUUCUUGCUUUUUGGCCCUGCCCACUUAUGCUGAAACUCCACCCCUAUCUCCCCCCUCCUCAUGGCCCCUGGGCAAAGGAGAGAUAGGGGUCAAAGGAUAAAUUUUAAGAGUGGCAGGUGCAAAAGUUUGAUGGACAUCUCAGAAGGAUAUAGCUUCUGCAGAAAUUUAGCAAUCUAGACAGAGCCUCUGACCAGAAUAUCAAGGGAAUUCUCUCCUAAACAAUACAUAUCUGAAAAGUCUUGAAAUUAAGACCUGUGGUUUUCUUCCAAAUAUCAACUCCGGACGUUAGAGGAUGGCAACAGGCAGGGCACGUUCUACGCGAAAGCUCCGGAAUUGGGUGGUAGAGCAAGUGGAGAGUGGGAAUUUCCCGGGAGUGUGCUGGGAUGACACAAAUAAGACCAUGUUCCGGAUUCCCUGGAAGCACGCAGGCAAGCAGGACUUUCGGGAGGACCAGGAUGCUGCCUUCUUCAAGGCCUGGGCUAUAUUUAAGGGAAAGUCCAAGGAGGGCGACAUAGGAGGCCCUGCUGUCUGGAAGACUCGCCUGCGCUGUGCCCUCAACAAGAGUCCAGAAUUUGAAGAAGUUCCUGAGAGAGGCUGUAUGGAUGUUGCUGAACCCUACAAGGUAUAUCGGCUGCUGCCACCAGGCACUCUCCCUGCCCACCCAGAGACCCAGAAAUCACCAUCAAAGAGAUGCCACAGUUCCGUGUCCUCUGAGAGGGAGGAGGAGGAGGAUACCUCGAACAAUUGCACACUCAGUCCCAACUAUCUCCAGGACCCCCUCAAUAAUGAGGUAAGGACUAAUGGGGAAGCAAGCCACUCAGACAGUAGAAGCAGUAGCAGUAGCAGCAGCAGCAGCAGAAACAACAGCCCUGAGUCACAGGAAGGUGUGGAUACCACUGAGGCUACUGUUCAAGAGGAUCAGGUAUCCAUGGAGCAUCUCCCCCCUCUGAACUCAGACUACUCGCUGCUGCUCACCUUCAUCUACAGUGGACGUGUGGUAGGUAAAGCCCAGGUGCACAGCCUGGACUGCCGCCUUGUUGCUGAGUUCUCAGACUCCAGGAGCAGCAUGGAACAGGUUGUAUUUCCCAAGCCUGACCCAUCAGAGCCCAUCCAGCGCCUCCUGAGCCAGAUUGAGAGAGGCAUCUUGGUGGCCAGUAACUCCAGAGGUCUCUUUGUACAACGCCUUUGCCCCAUCCCCAUCUCCUGGAAUGCACCUCAGGCCCCACCUGGGCCAGGCCCGCAUUUGCUACCCAGCAAUAAGUGUGUGGAGCUCUUCAGGACCACCUAUUUCUGCAGAGAUUUGGACAGGUACUCCCAGGGCCUGGGCCCCCUACCCAAGUUCCAGGUAGCACUGCAUUUCUGGGAGAGGAGCUCUGACCCCAACAAUACCUCACAGAAUCUUAUCACAGUGCAAAUGGAGCAGGCCUUUGCCCGACAUUUACUGGAGAAGAGGAGCAGGCAGCCACUUUUAUCCUGCUGUAGUCUAGGGGACCCACCUGCUGCCUCACCUCUCUAUUCCUCCUUUCUCCUUUGAAAUAAACUCAUGCUUCACUCUGUU